CAACGGCGAUGGAUGAAACUCUAGAUGUGCACAGGGGCGUAUUAUAUAUUGCAGGAGCUACAGGUCCUGUUUUUUGUGUCACCGAGAAAUGGAUUAGAGAGAAGCUACAUUUAACGAAGAAUCCUCUUGGUAUGAGAUCAGCCAGGCAACCAUGUAUAGGGGGUGUUGGGAGUGACUAGUCAACCCAUGCCGUACAAAGACUACACCCACUAAUAAGUAGGGCUAGCUAGCCAACUACUCCCCACUGGCAUUUUGCCAACCCUUAGAGCCAAUCGUUUUCCGAAGUUACAGGUCUGUUUUGGCAGACUUCCCUUACCAACUAUCUGGCCUGUUUUGUGCAUGUAUGGGUCUCAUGCAUGUUACCUCAACACAUCUGAAAGUUUUUACAUUCUUUUAUUGUGCUCGAAUCAUGGUCAGCUGGGGUGUAGGCUAGCUUCAAUUGGAGGUUGGGCAAAUCUUGACGGUAGCUGUCACAAUCAUACUGGUAUGUAUGCUUUGGGGCUGUUGUGUAUAAUUGGCGAGCGGUAGGAAGCCAACCCUUGUGAGCCACUGGCAACAUUUUAUGUAACGACCAACCGACCACCGUGCCAUAUGUAUGUUCCACAUAUUUUUAAAUACGCGCACGCACUCCGUACAGCAAAAACCUCGCAAACCAGGGAGGCACACCUCAAUCAGCUAAGAACUGGUAUGCAACUAAGACGAGCACUGCAAACUGAAGAGGAAUGCAUGAUUGCAUCAAUUGCAACUGCGACAAUAGCAGCGGCUUGCAGCUGAAACACGUGCACCAUCAACAUACUAAGGUGUGAUACCUUGAUAGUAACUAUUUGAGACAGCCAUGUGUUCACUUCUUAAAUUAUUGUAUGUCUCACAAAUCAUGCAUCACUUUAUGAAAAUUAAACCACCCUCAACAAAACAAACAAGUUGGUUCGCUACCACUCGCCAUAAUGCCUAGCAUUCCACUAGUAUACAUGGUUCUGCUGAACAUGACCAUUAGGGAGCCAAGUGUGUUGGGAAAGAUCACCGCCCAAGCCUUGGCAUCUGGUGACUCGACUCCUGUACUUUUUUUCAUUCCUGUUUCAUAGGUGAGAUGAGGUAUUGGUCAGUAGGGAGGUGCAAUGAACCUGCAAGACCUACUGUCCUACCACCUUGUAAAAAUAACAGCUCACGCUUUACUUACAUACUACAUAUAGAAAGAAGGAAGAAAAAGAAGUGUGAGAAGGGCUGCUGGGGCUUCAUGUAAGUGUUGGUUGGUAAUCACGAUUAGUUGUACGGCCUAUUGUAUAGUAUUUUUUACCAUAACUUGUCCAGUCCAAGACAGGGCAAUUUUUGAAAAAGCUGUGACUCUAACACAACGCUAUACCACAACAGUCUGUCCUAACAUCAUGUGGUUGGCCUAUAAUAAUAGCAAGAGUGCACCACAUAGAAUGCUGUGUACAUUUCUGUUCAAUGUAGAAAAUAUUCAGUCCCUGGUGUUACCUGGGGGAUACAGUGACAAAAUCACACAUCUGGGAAGAUCCCUGCUGAGCUUUACUCAACUCAGACAUCUUGACCUCUCAAGGAAUGCUUUAGAGUCUCUACAGGGUUUGGAGCAUUUAGAGCAAUUGGAAUCUCUUAACAUCUACUAUAACAAGAUAUCAUCAUUAAAAGACCUUUAUCUGCUUCAUCACAACUCAAAACUUAUAGAACUUGACCUCAGACUGAAUCCAGUGACACACCAUGAGCCAGACUACCGGCUGUUUCUCAUUCAUAUGCUACUUCAUCUACGCACACUUGAUGAACGAGCUGUUGUUGACAGUGACCGAAAGGCUGCCAUAAUGCACUUUACGACGGCUCAAGCUUGCUUGCCAGAUGCACAGCCAGAUGUGAGAACUGGCAAACCCAAUUGCAGUGAACAACAAAAAAAGCAUGGUGCACUGCAUGCCGAAAUGGUUCAUACUAUUGCUCCACACCAAGCCCUACAAGAUAAUACAGACGAGUUACUGGAGCUAGCACACAGUGGUUCAUCAGUGAGGGCUCCCAUGAAAGCCAAUCUCAUGAGGAACAAAAGUGCUGCAAGGGAAAGCCAUGCAAGAAUUGGGCAUAAUGAGGGAGAUGAGGCAUUCUCGGGUUUUAAAGUGAAUUUAAAUUUCACACCUGCACCUCACACCGAUGUCAAAUGCGAUUCUCAUUCGAAUGAGAGAGAGGCGCUGCAAAAAGAAUUUACUGCCGAAUUUGAUGAAAUUAUGACUCAGUUAAUCACCUUGUUACAACAGUAUGUUCCAACUGAUAUAUCAUUUCUUAGACAGCACACAACACUAAGAGAUGAAAUACACAAGCUAUGGAAACAAGAUGCAAAAACAGACGGUGAAGAUCAGAGAUUGCAGAAGGAGUUGGAUGAUUUGAGGCGACAACUCGACAUGAAACAAUCUGCAUUGGAAACCAAGGAUAUAGAAUUGAACAGUCUAAGUGAACAGAGGAGAAAGUUGGAGGCAAUGUGUUCAGAACUAGUACACAUUCAGCAGGAUGUCCACUUCAAAAACGAUAUUACUCAACUGCUGAAGCAAGCUAAUACCAACAUUCUGUUAUUGCUGGAACAGCUACAGGAGCAAAAUGCUCAGAUUAAAGCUGCCCUAGAAACAUCAGUGCAGCAGUCAUGCAGGAUAGGUGAACUAGAGAGUGCUAAAGCAUCACUUGAGUCAGACCUAAGAAGUAAUCAGCAGAGAAGACAGAGUGAAGCUCAUGCUAACACAAAGCUUCGAGAACUAACUGAUAUGGUACAGGAGAGCCACAGAUCUCUUGUGACCACAAAUGAUUACCUGCUGAAAGAGCUGGAGGAAGCGAAGUUGAAACAUUCUCAAGAAGUUUCACAGAUGCUUAAAAACUACCAACAUUUAAAGAAAACUCAUUCAUACCUGUUAGACACUUCUAAGCACGUGUAAACCAAUAAUGUCCAAAGCUAUUAUAAAAGCCUUUCUCUUAUGGUGCAGCCAAAUCCACUGACACAGGCAAAAUAUUAGGUCCGAACAUAACAUUGCAUUAGUAUUCUAGUGUAUGCUCUGCAUAUAUCACUGCAAUUUUGGUGUAAAUAUUGCAUGGGUGUGGUGUGUGAUGGUCCAAAACAACUGAUUGGAGCUAACACAACAAGCCAGCGCACCUCAAACAAAACAUACCACAUACCAACUGAAACUGC
Molecule: messenger RNA, 3169 nt
Organism: Geodia barretti
Lineage: Eukaryota; Metazoa; Porifera; Demospongiae; Tetractinellida; Geodiidae
Source: the annotation of a GenBank genome assembly